This is a messenger RNA of Rhodofomes roseus, 4609 nucleotides long. RefSeq names its product RhoGAP-domain-containing protein. The transcript has 12 exons. The record is from RefSeq and is a predicted model, not a curated record. Gene Ontology annotation, biological process: actin cytoskeleton organization; signal transduction. Lineage: Eukaryota; Fungi; Basidiomycota; Agaricomycetes; Polyporales; Fomitopsidaceae. The coding region runs from base 137 to 4393 and encodes 1418 amino acids. Gene Ontology annotation, cellular component: cytoplasm.
GCUGCUUCUGCCAGUGCUGUUUCCAGUAUUGCUGCUUUCCCUCGCGCUCGCCGUGGGCGACGACGACAACCGACGGCUCACCUCCCCUCCAACUCUCUUCCACGGCCCUGGUGAACCUCUCCCGACGACGCUAUCUAUGAGCAGUUACUCCAACCAGGGCCGUAUGCAGCAACUCGCUGGUAACUCUCCCUCAUCCGAAGAUCCCUCCGCCUUAGCCUACAUGGCUUCGGAUUUUCCUCCUCCCCAGCCGCGCGAGCAGUCGCCCGCGUCUUCUCCUCGGAAUGGUGCCUUCCUUACCUCUCCUACUGGCAGUUCUCAGCCCCCAGAGCGAGCCAGAAUGCCUCACCGAGCCUCGACAGUCAGUACCCCUUACCACUCCGAUCAACAGAGAAAGUCUAGCCGCGAUGACUACCCUCACGCCCGGAGCGAGGAUUUGAAUCACUCAAGCUCGAGCUCUCGGACCCUCGUCGCCGAUCCCACCUCAUCCGAUGCAUACUCGGGCCGCUCACAGGGCUACUUGACUGCCAGUCGACCGACCACUCCGGGAACGUCUAAUUCUCACCCUCAGUCGUCAUCCGAUCAUUCAGACAAUGGGAAGGGACGGCCGGCGAGUGUGCACUCCGAUUCCUCCUUGCACUCUUCGGGUUCUGCUGCUGUUGGUGGGGCGGGGACAUCGACUACACAUACAAGCACCAGCGCCGCAUCUACACCAUGUUCCGCCUGCGGGAAGGCCAUGCAGGGUGCAUUCGUGCGAGCCCUCGGUACUGUAUACCACCUAAAUUGCUUCAAAUGCAUGGACUGUGGCACAGUCGUCGCCUCCAAAUUCUUUCCAAUCGAUGGGCCAGACGGCAAGCAGCACCCACUAUGCGAGAGGGACUAUUUCCGGCGCCUCAGCCUGAUAUGUGCGAAGUGUGGCAUGGCUUUGCGGGGCAGUUACAUCACCGCCUGCAACAAAAAGUUCCAUGUCGAACAUUUCACAUGCUCAGUCUGCCCAACAUUGUUUGGUCCUCAGGACUCGUAUUACGAGCACGAAGGGGACGUCUACUGCCACUACCACUAUUCUACUCGGUUCGCCACGAAGUGUGCGGGUUGCAACAGCGCCAUCCUCAAACAGUUCGUCGAGAUCAAUCGCAACAUGCGGGAUGAGUGUUGGCAUCCCGAAUGCUACAUGAUCAACAAGUUCUGGAAUGUCAAGGUUGUCGCACGUCGACCUGCAUUGCCGCCUAGCGGGGAAGAUGGUUCGUUGAAUCCCGAGGAGCCUCCAUGGGUGGAGGAGGAGCGGAGGGAAACAGCGGUGUCUCUGAAGGAUAAACAACUCCGGAUGGAACAGCAAGUGUACCGGAUUUGGACUAUUCUUUCCGCGUUUGAGGAGUCGAGCGCGGCGUGCAUUUCGGAUAUGUUGCGUCAGGUCAGCAAUGGCCAGUAUCUCGAAGCGAUCCGGAUGGCGGAGAAGUUCAUUCUCCAUGUGGAGGUACUCUUUGCCUCUAUCGACGACCUGGAGUGGCAUUUCGCGCGGCUAAAACAGAAGGGUAUGUCCCACGUACGCGAGGCUCGUAUGCUGUGUCGGAAGACCGUCGAUCUGUUCACCCUGCUAUCACACACCCAAGAAACUGGAGCGCGCCGCAUGGGCAUGACGCAAGAGCUUCUUGCACUUGUGACUGGACUGGCGCACUACCUCAAGAUACUAAUUCGCAUCGCUCUCACGGGCGCUCUGAAGCUGGAGCGGGAGCAGCACGUUCAGGAGGCCCUCACCUCUUUCCUCGACAAAUUGCAUAUGCUGGCGGUACAGGGCGGGAGCCCGAGCGCGAAGCGGAUAAUGAAGCGGGCAAACGGUGAACUCAUGAUGCCAGCGGAGGGCGACGGGAACUACGGCACGCAAGGCGUCACGUUCGGUUUCAGGAGCUUGGCUCCCGAGAAUGCUGGUGAAUCGCCGUUCGCAAGCGGGCCUCGGGAUCCUGGCCUGGCGAAGAUCAACGUCGUUAACCCGCCGUCCGAUCUGUGCGUGAAGUGCAAUCAGACGGUCGAGGAAGAUUGCGUACGGCUAGGUACUUACCAGAGGUGGCAUUCACAUUGCGUACAAUGUGCCACUUGCGGGAAGGUUGCCGCCGUGCCUGCAGCGAAAGAGCCUGCCUUACCGAAGUCCCAGGAUGACAAGGAGAAGGACAAGGAGACUCCAAAGUUGUCAACAGCCCGGCGACCGCCCGCCAACGUCGGUCUCUUCGUCUAUGAAGUCGACUCCGUCAAGGAGACGAGCUCCUUCGGGGUUGUGCCCACCGUCAUUUUUUGUACAGAGCAUGGUCAUAACGGUUGUCGAAGUGGGUUCCAAGCCGUCUCGAGACUGGAGCAAUAUGCGUUCUUGCUCAAUGUUGCCCUUCGCCGACUGUAUGUGCUGCUCAAGAAACGCGGCGUGGUUCAGCUUGCUCCGGCCCCGAGCCAGAUAACCAACCAUAGAGAAGACGAUCCCUACCGUGAUGCGAGCGAGAUCAACAUGCUCAAGUCCGUGCACUUGGAUCGGAAGCUAUCUGCUACUGCUCGCGUGCCCAGGCGAUCGACAGUGGUCGAGAGUCCGACGGGCAAGGUCGCGCAAUCUGCGGAUGCCACAGGCACCCAGCGACCCUACGAGCUUGUUCCGUCGAAUUCAUUCCGCGCAACACCGCAUGGCGUCACUCCUUCACCAUCCAGACCGCAGCAGCAGCAACGGUCACCUCAGCAAUCCGCGCAAGCAGAAUCAACGACACGAACACCACCUGGCACCAUCGACACCAGCCCACAGGGGCAGGUCAUCAGACCACCAUUUGCGCGCAACAAUACGGGCGUCAUGAUCGUCGACGAUUCUGCGCCGACGUCGCCGACCGGGGGUGUCGACGAUCCUGUCGGUGGCAUCGAAGACGGUAUCACACUUGCCGACAUUCCGCAGAUCGUGGAAGCUGCACAGGCGCGAGAGCAACGCCGUUCGCUCCCUCGUCAAAGCUCUAUCCCGUUCAUUGCGGAGCUCAAUACGCUUGAGCUUGCCGUGGUCAAGCACUGUGCAGUACUGGCGCUACAACGAUCACCGCUGCGAGACCAGUUUGACUUAGACGAAAUACUCGAGUUGGUCGAGAUGAAGAAGAGCUCAUUCUGGAAUCGGUUGUUCAAACCCGGCAAUGACAAAAAGAACGUCAAGAAGAAAGGCGUCUUCGGCGUGCCACUGGAACUUCUCGUCGAGAGGGAGGGCGCCGAGUCGCUCCUCGGAGCAUCGCGCACCGCAGUCAAGAUACCUAGCUUCGUCGACGAUGUCAUCUCAGCCAUGCGGCAAAUGGACAUGUCUGUUGAGGGCAUCUUCCGCCGUAAUGGGAACAUCCGGCGUCUCAAUCAGGUGAUCGAGGCCAUCGACCGAGACCCUUCGUCCGUGGACUUCACACAGGAUAAUCCAGUACAACUGGCUGCCUUGCUGAAGAAGUUCUUCCGUGAAUUGCCAGACCCAUUGAUGACCUUCAAGCUGCACAAGUUGUUCAUUGCAACACAGUCUCUGCCCAACGAACAAGAGCGGAAUCGGAUGUUGCAUAUGAUCUCACUCAUCCUGCCCAAGCCUCACAGAGACACCAUGGAAGUCUUGUUCGUGUUCUUGAAGUGGGUUGCGUCCUUCGCUCAUCUGGACACGGAGACGGGAAGCAAGAUGGAUAUGCCGAACCUGGCGACUGUCAUUUGUCCUAGCAUCUUGUACUCUCGGCAUAAGGACGCGAUGCGAGACGAGAGCUUCGGAGCCAUCCGGGUUGUCACCACCCUCCUAGAGAAUCAGGAUGAAUUCUAUAGCGUACCGCAAGAAUUCCUGUCGAUUCUGCAAGAUCAGGAGUACUUCGCCAACAGUCUGGAUCUGCCCAGCAAAGAGUUCCUCAAGAAGUGUGAUACCUACAUGCGCCUCAAGGCUAGCGGUCGGACACCGCUCCUGACAUCACCGGUAACGGGAUCGGCACCUUACAACCCGGGCACGCCGCGACCUGAAGACAUGCGUUCAAUGCCACCAAGAGCGCAAACGAACCCUCAGUUCCAGGACCGGCCGCCGAUGGUCAGUUCGCCUUCAGAAAACCCAAUACGCAACGGCCAAUCCCAGCUGCGACAACCGCCGUCUGCUCCGACAAUGCCGCACUCACCGUUCUCAUAUCCAUUGCCCUCGGGUGCACCGCCCCCGUCGGCAUCGCAGACUAUGCCGCCCAUCCACGCACCACAACCUCGACAGGCCCAGCCCAACGACGAGGACUGGUCGCCGCCGGAGCGGCAGCCAUUUACUGGGCAACCGCCCAGUCGGCCCGCGUCCAUGUCGAAUUCAUACGUGCCCCCGCGGAGCAGCGGCGAAGGAGCACAUCCCUUUAUUCCUAACGGACACCCGCAGCCCGCAGUGCGGCAGCGAAUAUGACUAUUAUAUGGUUCUCGUGGUUGGUAUAUAUCAUGUGGCAUCGCUUUUAUCCUGUUGCAUUUUUCACCUUCACGUAUCUGUACUUCACCAUACUUCAUCCGCUAAGUCUAUUACACGGACCAACCAUUAUACCCUCGAGCCGGCCGCUAGGGCAAUGGAUAUCAGCUGCAUGACACUCUUUUCCCUCCAGGUGCUAAUGCUUUGAUCAAGUCAAUG